CUGAGAGAAAUGUGCAGUACACGUUAAGUUUUGAUAACAAAAAUAAGAUACACAAACGAACCCUAAUGUCACAGAUAAAGAAAGAUAAGCUAUAACGUUAGCUAUACAAGACAAACAGUAAAUGCUAGAUUUGAAUUAAAAAUAAAGUGACUCCUGGUGCACUGGCGUCGCUGACUAGCUAACGUUGACUUGCUGGUGCCCAGCUGUUAGCUAAACUUAAGCUAGGUAGCCAGCCAGGUUGCAGCUGGUUUAGCUAGCUAGCCAACUAAGGAUAGUUAGCCAUCGCUAGGGAGUUAGUUGUCAGGCUAGAGAGGUAGUAAUUUAACAGGAGCAUGCAUUGUUCGCAGUUAGCUAAAGUAGUUAUAUGAUAACGUUAACUAGCAAGCUAGAUUGUUGUCGGUUAGACGGUUGUACAGAGUUUCAUGCAGUUUGAAAUGUAUUGCAAACUAACCAGAACAAACUCCCAAGUAUGUUAGACUGGCUGGCUGGUUAUCUUAAAUAACACAAAAUACACAAUUAGCUUGCGUUAUGAUCUGGGCAGUUUGACGGGAAUCGGAAAGGAAUGGCUGGCAUUGAAGAAGCUGAAGCACAGCUGUCAGAGAUCGAGCUGCUGACCAGUAUGUUCCCAAGCAAAGAUGAAUUUGUUAUCAAGGAUCAGCUGGCGCUUGCAGAACUGAGGGAGUAUGUGGAGGGUACACUGGAUUCCCCUCCGUCCUCCAGGCCAGAGUUCGUUAUUCAGCAUAAGAUGGACACCGAGAGCAUGGAAGGGGUAACAUUUGCAGUCUCCUUUAUGUAUGUGUUGGACUACCCAAACGUUUUACCAGAUAUUUCUGUCAGAUGCGCAGAAUUGAGCAGAGCUCAGCAGACCCAACUUCACAUGGACAUGAACUCAUUCUUGAAGGAGAACUGCUGUGGAGAGGUGUGCGUGCUCUCAGCUGUGGAGUGGGUAAAAGACAACAUACACCGGUAUAUCUCUAAGAAUCCCUCAACCACUGCCCCAGCACCUAUUACACAGCCAGAGGAGAUGUUCACCAGACUCUGGAUAUACAGCCACCACAUAUAUAACAAGAGCAAGCGGAAGAACAUCUUGGAGUGGGCACAUGAUCUGGGCUUAACUGGUUUCAGCAUGCCUGGGAAGCCUGGUGUGGUCUGCGUGGAAGGUCUCCAGACAUCCUGUGAAGAAUUCUGGGCCAGGGUGAAAGUAUUAACUUGGAAGAGGAUCCUGAUACGACACAGGGAAGACAUUCCUCUGGACAGCGAGGUGGGCCACAGGGAGGAGACACUGAGCUCCUUUCGCAAGUUCUCUGGCUUUGAGGAGACCAUCUUUGACCCCCGUGGGAGCAGAGGGAAUCAUAUGGACCUUGGACAGCUUUACCAGUUUCUGAAUGAAAAGGGGUGUGGGGAUAUUUUUCAGCUUUACUUUGGGAUUGAGGGGAGGUAGUGGCUGGUGCAGUGGCCACUCUCGCAAAAGCAUUCUUGUCUUGCUUAGAAAUAUGAAAAACUCUAGGGAGGUGUAUUGCACAAUCUUUGGCAUAUUCAUGAUUCCAGCUUAAAACAGCGAUUAAACCAGACAGACAAACAAUC
Megalops cyprinoides (Indo-Pacific tarpon) is the source of this 1584-nucleotide messenger RNA. It is a transcript of the gene rwdd2b, whose product is annotated as RWD domain containing 2B. Gene Ontology annotation, molecular function: protein binding. NCBI's taxonomy places the organism in Eukaryota, Metazoa, Chordata, Actinopteri, Elopiformes, Megalopidae. Bases 563 to 1441 code for a protein of 292 amino acids. The record is from RefSeq and is a predicted model, not a curated record. The transcript is spliced from 5 exons.